This is a messenger RNA of Pundamilia nyererei, 1303 nucleotides long. It is a transcript of the gene rras, whose product is annotated as RAS related. The transcript is spliced from 4 exons. Gene Ontology annotation, biological process: signal transduction. The record is from RefSeq and is a predicted model, not a curated record. Gene Ontology annotation, molecular function: GTPase activity; GTP binding. Lineage: Eukaryota; Metazoa; Chordata; Actinopteri; Cichliformes; Cichlidae. The coding region runs from base 803 to 1303 and encodes 166 amino acids. Gene Ontology annotation, cellular component: membrane.
ACACUGCAACCAUUGAGCAUGUCCUAUUUAGUUGUGUUGCUGCUUUGCUUCAGGCCGUUUUCAUUGUGAGGCUGCAGCAGUAUCACUUCACUGCGUGUUUACUUUGCCGUAACACACCUUCGGGAUUUUCCACGCUGGAAUUUCAGACGCUUCAUUGUGUUAUUAAAGCAGUUUGGUUCCGUUUCAAAGGGCGAAUAACAUCUUGUACAAAGUUUCACAUCCGUUUAAUCAGUGUCGUAAGUUCUCACGGUGCACGGGCACGUCCGUUAGGUAGGAAUGAUGAUGUCACGGAUGCUCCGGUGACCGAAUAAGGAAGCUGACACCCGAAAGAUUAGUUUCAGAGUAGUUUUUAAUUUGAAGCAGGCGAAGGCUGCCGUGUGUUUGUCCUCGCGUGGGGAAAGUCACCGCCGCCUCUGACAUCAGUGUGAUGUAGUUGCUGCUGUAGUUUCUUGAGGAAAGAGAAAAGAGGAAGCAGUUCCGCCCAGAAGCUGACUGGAGGCCGACGAGAAAAGAGGCGAAAGAAGAAAAGAAAAGGCGACGGCGAUUGCCACAGUCCCGCUGUAAGGCCCAACUCAAAGCAGACCCGUCGGUGCGUGUUAUUGUGCUGCGUGGACAGUGGGACUCCGUCAGGACUUUGCUUUACAGGUGUGGCCCCGAGUCCGUCGUUCGCACACCAAACUUCAGUUUUGAAAACCGUCCAUGUUGGUGUCUCCUUACAGCUAGCAGGCUUGCUGCGAGACCGGGAUUUAACGCGCCCUGAGGUCCUGCGGUGAGCUCGGAGAGGUUCUGGUCCGGACUGAAAAUGAGUGGAGACGAGGAAAGAUUCAAACUGGUGGUUGUGGGGGGAGGAGGAGUGGGAAAGAGCGCCCUUACCAUCCAGUUCAUACAGUCGUACUUUGUGUCCGACUACGACCCCACCAUUGAAGACUCCUACACCAAGAUCUGUACCGUGGAUGGAAAGGAGACCCGGCUUGACAUCUUGGAUACAGCAGGUCAGGAGGAGUUUGGUGCGAUGAGGGAGCAGUACAUGCGGUCUGGAGAAGGCUUUUUACUGGUGUUUGCACUCAAUGACCGUGGCAGCUAUCAUGAAGUCCAGAAGUUCCACACCCAGAUCCUGAGAGUGAAAGACAGAGAUGAUUUUCCCAUGGUGCUGGUUGGAAACAAGGCAGACCUGGAACAGCAAAGAGUGGUAACUAACAACAACCGAUACUCCUCUAUAAUGUCAUUUUUCUUCUAUUCCAGAUCUACUGCAGAAGGGAAGUUCUGGAAUCUCAACAGUUUAGGAGAUAUCUGCAGUUUAUAA